UCUUCAGUACUCAGAUAGACUAAUCCACAGAAGCAGUUUAUUCAAGUAUCACCCAGAGUGCCAGGAGGAACAGGAACUUUAAAGUGAUUUUUUUUAAAAAAACUUUUUUUAUUAUUUACUGUUAAUUUUACAGGCUUGAAUCUGAAUUCUGAACUGGAAAUAAAUUUCUCACGUGGAAUAUUGUUUUUAGGAGCACUUGACAAACUUGCAAGGACUGUACACUCUGAAGGCAUGAGAAAAUAUAUGCUUCUGCUUCUCUUGGGGUUGUGCUCUGCUAAGCCUUUCAUAAGCCCUUCAUACUUCACUUUCAAGAACAUAAUGCUCAUGGAUAUGGAAGAUCUGGAUGAUGAUGAUGAUGACGAUGACGACGACGAUGACAAGGAUGAUGAUAAUUCCUUGUUUCCAACGAGGGCACCCGUAAUUCCCUUUGACCUAUUUCCAGUAUGCCCCUUUGGAUGUCAAUGCUAUUCAAGAGUUGUCCACUGUUCUGAUUUGGGUUUGACCUCAAUACCAAGGAAUAUUCCAUUUGAUACACGUAUGAUAGAUCUUCAAAACAACAAAAUAAAAGAGGUCAAGGAAAAUGAUCUCAAAGGACUCACAUCACUUUAUGCCCUUGCCUUAAACAACAACAAAAUAACCAAGAUCCACCCCAAAGCCUUUCAAUCAACAAAGAAGUUGCGGCGCCUCUACUUGUCACAUAAUCAUUUAACUGAGAUCCCAGCAAAUCUGCCAAAAAGUUUAGCUGAGAUAAGAAUUCAUGAUAAUAAGGUUAAAAAGAUACACAAAGAAGCAUUCAAGGGAAUGAAGUCCUUACAUGUUUUAGAGAUGAGUGCAAAUCCUCUUGAUAAUGAAGGAAUAGAGCCUGGGGCUUUUGAAGGUGUGACAGUGUAUCAUAUCAGAAUUGCAGAAGCUAAAUUAACCUCUAUUCCUAAAGGAUUGCCAUCCAGCCUUCUGGAGCUUCAUCUAGAUGACAACAAAAUUUCUGCAGUUGAGCUUGAGGACUUUAUUCGAUAUAAAAAUCUUCAAAGGUUGGGACUGGGAAGCAACAAAAUCAAAGAUGUAGAAAAUGGAACCUUUGCUAAAAUACCAAAUGUGCGAGAAAUACAUCUAGAAAAGAACAAACUGAAAAAAGUGCCUUCUGGUCUUUCAGAUAUGAAGUAUCUACAGGUUGUCUUCCUUCAUUCUAACAGUAUUUCAAAAGUGGGAGUGAAUGAUUUUUGUCCAACAGGAGGGAGACUGAAAAAGACAUUGUACAGCGGCAUUAGCUUAUUCAACAAUCCUGUAAAAUACUGGGAUAUCCAACCGGGAACGUUUCGUUGUAUAUUAAAUCGAAACAGUGUGCAGAUUGCAAAUUAUAGAAAAUAAGGUUGCAUACCCAAAACAAUAUUCAAGAAGAAAUGUUAAAACCAGCUUAGAGUACUUGAAAUCUGUUAAAAAUGUACAGCUUUAUACUGCCCAAUAGCUACGAUACAAUAAUUUCAGUUUGUAAAUUAGUAACAUAAUAUACCAUAACAUUCUUUUGAGUUAUUCUUUUAAAUUUACAACUCAUGUAAAUUAAAGCAAAUGUUUUAGAAUAAAAUGCUUCUUGAACACUUAACUGGAAACUAUCAUUGUUUCCUAUCAUUGUUCAAGCUACUAUGUUGACGUUCUUUUCUUAGCAGAAAAUAAUGCAAAGAUUUAAAACAUUUUUUCUGUUUAAACUAAUUAUUUCUGAAUUGCAAAGGUCUCCUGCAUAAGUAUUUAUCAAAUUUCAAGGGGAAGUUUAUGAACUUUUAAGUUAACAAAAGUAAACUAAACUGGCUAAGAAGAAACUUUAUAAAGUACUGUACUAUUAAUUUGAUGGUCUAAUAUGUCAAGUCAGACUAGUUAAUAUUUAAAUAAUUGUAGUAAACCGAAAGGCAAGAUUGAUACCAUACACAUAAUAGCCUCAAAGCCUUUAGUAUUUAUUCAUGUAGUUUCCCCCUAAAUUUGUACGCUACUUUGGUAAGAAAAGUGUAUAUAUGCCAAACAUUAACCACACAUAAAUCUUUGUUUUGUUUUUGUUUUGUUUUUGGAAGAAUGAUUAAAUUCUCUGCAGGGCCAGUACAAACAUACCAUAUACUGUAAAAAUAAUCUUUAUUCCAAUUGACAGGUUGCAGCACAAUGCAAAGACUUGCCAUCACAGGGGCCUCGUACUCUGUUUCAAAGGGGAAUAUUUUACGUACCUACAGGGAUUCUGAAUAUGUGCAGCAUUCCCCUGCUCACAAAG
This is a messenger RNA of Elgaria multicarinata webbii, 2248 nucleotides long. It is a transcript of the gene ASPN, whose product is annotated as asporin. NCBI's taxonomy places the organism in Eukaryota, Metazoa, Chordata, Lepidosauria, Squamata, Anguidae. Gene Ontology annotation, molecular function: protein binding. The record is from RefSeq and is a predicted model, not a curated record. The transcript has 8 exons. The coding region runs from base 232 to 1365 and encodes 377 amino acids.